This is a messenger RNA of Funneliformis caledonium, 828 nucleotides long. Lineage: Eukaryota; Fungi; Glomeromycota; Glomeromycetes; Glomerales; Glomeraceae. The record is from the annotation of a GenBank genome assembly.
AUGAAAAAAAGGCAUCUUAGGAAAAUAGAUCCUAAAGGAAUAUCUGUUAUUCAAAAUAAUAAUGAAGUUCAACAGGUCUCUGUGUCAGAAUCAGAGUUCCAAAGGAUGCGCAUGUUUCAUCAAAUAUAUGUAAACAAAACGUUUGAAUCUUUCUACUUAGUUCAAUAUAAUCUCUUUAAGAAUCUAUACAUACAAGAUCAUCUACCAAACAUUUCUGUCAAUAAUAAAACAAAAAGAUGGAAUGAGAACUUGCCUCUGAUUCCAGUCAUCAGGCUUGACUUUUCUUUAUUAACAUCGGAUAAAAGAUCAGAGAUGUUAGAAAAGAACUUGAUUCAAGUAUUACAAUCAAUUGAAAAGCAAUAUGGCAUUGACAUAGUAAAUGAUAAUGUUAAGAGUGUCACUUUUAAAUUAAUUAAGUUACUAGCUGACGAUAAUGAAAAUAAGUAUAGACAAGUGGUAAUUCUCAUAGACAAAUAUGAUUCACUAUUAUUAAAUGUCAUUGGUAUUAUGAAAAAAAGCACAAAAUUGCAAAUAACAACACAGCGUACUAAAGAUUUUUUUGAAGUAAUUAAGGCACUGCAAAGUAAAGUUAAAUUUCUUUUCAUUACGGGUAUAAUAAUGUUUAUACAUUUAGAUUUAUUUUCAGGAUUAAAUAAUCUUAAGGAUGUAACGUUAAGUAAUAAAUUAUCUAGAGUAUAUAGUUUCACAAGUGAUGAGAUAACAAAAGUGUUUGAAGAUAAAUUAUUAAAUCUCUGCAAAUCAAAUCACUAUAAUAAUAUACAAGAUGUUAUGAAUAAAUUUCAGAAAAAAUACAAUGGUUAUUUUUGA